UUCUAAAACGGACCCAUGCGAACCCAAAAUUUUCACACAUUUUGGGACCGAAGUUCAAAUUACACACUCACCGGCAAGUUCCUCCGGCGAAGUUCUUCUCCGACGAGCCAACUCCGGUCAAUCCUUUCCGGCGAUAACACCGCUAUUUGCUGUGUGCACAUUGAUCGUCCCAUUGGUGCUUGUUCCUGCUAUAAUGCAGUGUGAAUGAGUAGCUGCUUGUAUUGUGAUGUAAACACACAUAAUUCUUGAAAAGAUGGAUUCUACUUCCAAGAACUCUCCCUUUUGCUUAAAAUGGCCUUGGGAUGUUCAUAACCAAAACCCAAAGAACCCUUUGCCUUGUACCUUUGAAACUCCUUGGCUAUUCAAACCAUUCAAGAAUCUUGGCUCUGGAGUGUUUAAUUUCAUCCAAAAUAUCUCAAAACCUGAACCUUUAUCACCCAAAUUUAAUUUACAGUCGAAUGGUGGAGUUAACCAAAAUAAUACCUUGAAGUUGGUGAAGAAGAAAUUGACUCCUACAGAGCAAGCAGAGCUCGAGCAGAGUGCGUUAGCGUGUGCCUUGGCCAGUGAAAAAGAGGCUACUGUAAUUGAAUUUUACUCCCCAAAGUGCCGGCUCUGCAAUUCGUUGGUUAAUUUCGUUACUGAAGUUGAGAACAGGAACUCUGACUGGCUCAAUAUUGUUAUGGCUGAUGCAGAGAAUGACCAAUGGUUGCCUGAGCUUCUCCAUUAUGACAUUAAGUAUGUUCCUUGCUUCGUUUUACUGGACAAAAACGGAAGGGCACUUGCAAAGACGGGUGUUCCUAGUAGCCGACUGCAUGUUUUGGCUGGUGUUUCUCAUCUCCUCAAAAUGAGACAUCCACAACACAAAUAGUUCAUCUGUAGUUGAUACAGCAGCAGGUGAGAUUGUUGCGUUUUUUGCAGUAAAAUUGCACGUAACGGCUUUUAGUUGUACGUAUCGACAGGAUUGAGCUAGUAAUACAGUACUCAGUAGUUGUCAAGUGCAAGAUCUUUAUUUGAACUAGUCUGUAGCUUUGUAAUCCAUUUUGGAGAUGUUAUAAAAAUCCCCUAAAAAUGAGGACACUUUUAUCAGACAAAUAAUCUAGUGAUAUGUCAAUUGUCCCUCAUCAGCUAAAUACAGAAGUAUUAAUGGGUUUAUAGGUUAAA
Messenger RNA from Solanum pennellii, 1161 nucleotides. RefSeq lists its product as uncharacterized. The record is from RefSeq and is a predicted model, not a curated record. The coding region runs from base 254 to 868 and encodes 204 amino acids. Lineage: Eukaryota; Viridiplantae; Streptophyta; Magnoliopsida; Solanales; Solanaceae. The transcript has 3 exons. Gene Ontology annotation, biological process: cell redox homeostasis.